UUGGUUGUCAUACUACAUUGGAUUCUUUUAAGAAAGGAAAAAAGAUUUAAUUCCAAACCUCAAGAAUAUUUGAUUGGCUCUUCUUUUUUGUCUUUCUCUGAAAAAUGUGUUCUGGUAGCUUUGCCAAAUGCCUUGGCAUCACUCUCAUUCCUCUUGCUAUUCUUUGCACCCUUGCAAACAUUUUACUUUUUUUUCCAGGAGGGAAAACAGCAGGUAACAAUGAACACAUCACAGACGAGGUGUGGUGCUUCGGAGGAAUAAUGGGGUCUGGAGUUCUAAUGAUAUUCCCUGCCUUGGUUUUUCUGGGUCUGAAAAACAAUGACUGCUGUGGUUGCUGCGGGAAUGAGAGCUGCGGGAAACGCUUUGCGAUGUUCACCUCUAUUAUAUUCGCUGCAGUGGGACUGGUAGGAGCAGGAUACUCUUUCAUAGUGUCUGCUGUUGCCAUUAAUAAAGGUCCAAAAUGUAAGACUGAUACAGGAUAUAUGUAUCCAUUCGAUAAUGGGAAUUAUCUGUCAAACAGCACACUAUGGACUGAGUGUAAAGGGCCUGGAGAUAUUGUCACUUGGCACCUGACCCUCUUUUCUAUGCUGUUGAUAAUGGCCGGUGUCCAGGCGGUGCUGUGCGCAGUCCAGGUCAUUAACGGGCUCAUCGGCACAAUAUGUGGAGACUGUUGUGGCUGCUGUGGGGGCAAUGGACCUGUCUAACUGCACUGAAUAAAAAGAAGGCAGUGUGACACAUUUCUUGCUGUAAACAAGCCGGCAAGUCUCUUAUAAAAAUGUUACAUUUUAUUUUGCUAUUUCAGAAAUGUAAUGGGGCAUUGUUUUACACUUUGUUGGAGGAUGGUUGUCUUAUGAUAACAGAUGCACAAAACGGAUGCCAUUUUUUUCCUAUAUAUAUUUAUUUUUUGAUUAUUAAAACUUUAGCAGAUUUACGUUCAACUUUAGUCUUUUGGAGUAUUGAUCUGAAUACACUUCAAAAUACAGGUAUAUUAACGAUACAUAAUGGCAUUGCAGUUAUCCUGUCCAUUUAGUACAUAAUUCUAUGACUGUGAGCAUGAAACUCCAACAUUAACCAUGUGUGUUUAACAAAGUGGUAACUGUGUAAGUAAUGUGUAAGUUGUAGCUAUAGUGUAGUCAUUGGACCUGUAUUUUAAAGUGAUUCCAAAGAUCUUAAUCGACCAUUAACUAACUCAUAAACAUACAAACAUGCUACCUUUAAUGUUUUGUAUUUGUAUACAGCAAAAAAAGCUCAGUCAGCUAUAUAAUUAUAUAUGGCAUGUCUUUUUUUAUAUUAUUAACAUUAAUCACAAAUCAAUUACAAGAGGUUAUUAUUUCAGGGUUGUUUACAUGUUCACACAUUAUGUACUGUGUACCAUCUGUGGAAAUUGUAUUGCAUCAUCUUGUAUGACCUGAGAUUUUUUUAAAAAUAAAUAUUUAUAUCAACAA
Messenger RNA from Polyodon spathula (Mississippi paddlefish), 1445 nucleotides. Its product is annotated as transmembrane 4 L6 family member 4-like. Gene Ontology annotation, cellular component: membrane. NCBI's taxonomy places the organism in Eukaryota, Metazoa, Chordata, Actinopteri, Acipenseriformes, Polyodontidae. Bases 105 to 704 code for a protein of 199 amino acids. The transcript is spliced from 5 exons. The record is from RefSeq and is a predicted model, not a curated record.